AUGGAUUUAAACUACAUAUACGCGAUUGUUGUCGGCAGUGUCUUCUUUUCAUUCAUGAUUUUGGCCGGAAUGCCUCACGCCGUCCGCAUCAUUAGAUACGUAUCCUCUGUCAUGUCGAAGCAUAUGGUCCAUCGGUAUACUCUGCAGCGGCAUCGGCUGGCAGGUCCGUGGAGUCGAGCUGGCAUCGUGCUUCAGACGACAUACAUCGCUACAAACCUGACUUGCAUCGUCGUGAGAGUGUCUAGCGCCAAACCCCAUAUUUCUACUCUCCCGCGGGCAGGUCUUCGAGCCGGGCAGCUCUGCAUCGUCAACCUAAUCGUAGUAUUUGUGGCCUCUCAUCUCAGCUUGCUAGCAGAUCUACUGGGCGUCAAUCUCGGCACCGUUCGGCAAGUUCAUCGAUCGGCCGCGGUGAUGGCUGUUGUGCUUGCAUUAUUCCACACAACGGUAGCCAUCGCUUUGCGAGCAUCCUUUGAUCUCGAUCUGCCCGAGAACCUUUUCGCGGUUAUUGGAGCCUCAUCGCUGGGUUUCGUUGCUCUCCUUUCAAUUCGGAUUUGUCGCAGACCUUCUUACGAAUGCUUUCUAUGGACGCAUCGUGCUUUGUCAGUGCUUACCAUAUUUUCUGUAUGGCGACAUCUACCACUCGACAAGACUUAUCCCCGGUACUGUUUAUACAUUGUGGUAGGGUUAUAUCUGUUGCUGUGCACUGUCCAGGCCGGCAUCAUUAUCCGUCGAACCGGUAUUUUCCAAUCUGGCCACGCACGGGCCCACGUCACGCAUGCACACGGCGCUAUCAGGAUCCGCAUUCAAUGCCAAAAGCCUCUUGAAAUCAAAGCAGGGCAAUACAUAAAUCUAUGGAUGCCUUCGGUCAGCUUCUGGUCCUUUCUUCAAGCACAUCCAUUUGUGGUGAUCUCCUGGGCUGAACAGCCACAGGACUAUCUGGAGCUCUUCAUCGAGCCUCGUCGUGGUUUGACUAGGGAGCUUUUAUAUCAUGCACAACAUGGUCGAGCGGAGCAUUCGCCUGUGCUAUUCAGCGGACCGCACGGGAAGAGUGUUUGCAUAGAUGGCUAUGGAAGUGUCCUGAUGAUCGCUAGCGACUUUGGGAUCGCCGCACAGUUACCCUAUCUAAAGCGACUCAUUCACGGUUAUAAUGCCCGUCAGCUGGAGGCACGUCGAGUCCAUCUAGUUUGGCAAAUCCAGGAUCUCGAUGUUACCAUUGCAGCGCAAGCGCUGCUCAACGAGGCUUUGACUGAAGAUACACUUGAUAAUGGCUGGAUCCUCGCUAUCUCAAUCUAUUGCCAAUCGAACACUGUUCACGCCAAAUCGUUCGGAAAACGCGCCAACUUGUAUUCAGGCAAGGCACCGCUGCAAGACAUUCUCCAAUUCGAACUGGCAGGACGUCAUUCUGUCAAGAAACCGAUCCAGUCCGGAGACUGGCUUCCUCAGAGGUUUGUUGACGCUGGACCCGAGAUUGAGAUCGAGAGAAGCAGCGAGAUACUCGUCACUGUCUCUGCUGUCAAUGACACCCGGGAUGAGCUGCGAUAUCUGAUGAAAGACUUUCUGGGUAACGGGGUCCAUCUCUCCGAGCUUGACUAUCAACCGCCGCCACACUGA
Molecule: messenger RNA, 1611 nt
Organism: Cyphellophora europaea CBS 101466
Lineage: Eukaryota; Fungi; Ascomycota; Eurotiomycetes; Chaetothyriales; Cyphellophoraceae
Exons: 5
Coding region: 1-1611 (536 amino acids)
Biological process (GO): copper ion import; intracellular iron ion homeostasis; iron ion transport
Cellular component (GO): plasma membrane
Molecular function (GO): ferric-chelate reductase activity
Source: RefSeq, a predicted model, not a curated record